Bombus pyrosoma is the source of this 3289-nucleotide messenger RNA. RefSeq lists its product as uncharacterized. The transcript is spliced from 13 exons. Bases 1268 to 2935 code for a protein of 555 amino acids. Lineage: Eukaryota; Metazoa; Arthropoda; Insecta; Hymenoptera; Apidae. The record is from RefSeq and is a predicted model, not a curated record.
GUAAGGCAAGAGAACGGUUCUCGACGUUAGUAGAAAGUGUAUCGAGUAUUUUUUUCGUGGUGGAAGAUGGAAGACCAAAAGCUUUACUGCUUCACUGCUUCAAAAAAGACAGAACGCCUAAAAACACUGCAAAGGAGAUUUGUGACGUUUAUGGUGAUCGGUCUAUAACUGUUCACUCCGGAAUUGAUUUAGGAGGUUUAGAGCUGGAAAUUUUAAUCUGAAAGAUGAAGAUCGCAGCGGACGUCCAUCCACCACUAAUACUGACCUUAUCAAGGCCUACCUCGAUAAAAACCCAAGGUCUAGUGUUCGUGAGAUAGCAGAUGCUUUAAACAUUCCGCGGACAACGAUUCAUGAGCAUUUAUCAAAGCUUGGGUACGUUAAUCGCUACGAAGUGUGGGUCCCCCAUCAACUGACGGAGAGCAAUCUCCUAAAUCGAAUUUCGACAUACGAUUUGCUAAUUCAGCGCAACAAAAGAGAGCCAUUUUUGAAAAAGUUAAUCACUGGGGAUGAAAGUUGGAUUCUCUACGACAACACUGCGCGCAAGUGAUCUUGGUCGAGUCGAGAUAAGUGUCCUCCAACGGUAGCAAGACCUGGACUUCAGCCGAAGAAGGUGCUGCUUUCAAUUUGGUGGGACUGUAAGGGUAUCCUCUACUACGAACUACUUCCGGAAGGGCAAACGAUCAACAGUGAAAAAUAUUGCACCCGACUCGAAAAACUUAAGGAAGCCAUUAUUACAAAACGUCUUGAAGUGGUGAACAGACGUGGCGUCGUGUCCCACCACGAUAACCCGAGGCCACACGUUUCUUUAGCGGUGCGAACGAAACUUCUAGAGUUUGAUUGGGAUGUUUUACCACAUCCUCCAUACUCUGCAUACCUCGCACCAUCCAACUAUUAUUUGUCUCUCUCUCUAAAGAAUUUUUUUCGCAAUAGAAAAUUGAAAUCAGUAAACAAAGUGAAAAACGGCCUCGAAGAAUAUUUUAAAAGGAAGCCAAGGGAAUUUUGGAAAAAUGGCACUAUAAGGCUCCCGGAGAGAUGGCAGAAGGCGGUAGGAGAGAAAGGAUCAUACAUUAUUUAAGAAAGCAGCUAUUUGAAGAUUUCUGAACGGGGUUGUACAUACAUCACAUAUCGAAGACUGAAAAUUAGAGUGACACCACAAUAUGUCCUGAAUAUAUCAAAGGAAAACCAACAAACCACACAGGGUUAGACUCGAGUGAGAUCGAUGUGAAAGAAAGAGACCCGUUACAUCGGCGUCGUAGAAAGGAAGUCGAUGAAGUGCAACCAACCACGUAGAAGAGGUAGAUGGCGAAAAACGAAGCCUGGAGAAGGAGGAAGUGAAAAAACAAAAGGGGAGGAACGAAUUCAUCGAUACGCAAUCGUGUGGCUUUUAACAGUGGCAACGCUUCGAUGUCAGGCAACGAAUCACGAGAACGGAGAGGGCGAUGGAAACGCGGAAGACUCCGUGUUGGACGAGACAACCGAGGAUUAUUGGGCCGGAAGUGGAUCUGGUCCCGAGGAUGACGACUCGCUUCACAAUGAAACCAGGGAAGCGUUAACGCAUGAGGCCAGCGAUCACGAUGCUGUUGUGUACGUUGGAGAAGGAGCAGCGUAUGUACCAAUACCAUCGCUGAAAGGAAGACCCUUGAGCCCGAAUCUUCAAGCUCUUCAGACCCUUCAAGGUCUACAAGGAAUACCUGGAGGCGGAGGAACUGGAGUGGUUGGGGAUGAGGACUGGAAAAGGCAUCCGGAGACCUGGGACCGGGAACACAGGAGAUACAGACCUAAUACUACUCGGGUUCAACAUAUCGAGGCAGAGUGUCAGGACGACUACAUGAAGAUCCGGAUCGGUUUCAACGGUUCCUUCACCGGGUUGCUCUACUCAGCGGGCUACUCCUAUGACCCGGACUGCAUGUACGUGAACGGAACUGGCCGCGACUACUACGAGUUCUAUAUUCAGCUGAAUCGUUGCGGCACCCUCGGCGAGAACACUCAUCAUCAGGACAGCCGAAAAAAUCCUACGAAAAACUUGAUGUGGAACACGGUCACAGUGCAGUACAACCCGCUGAUCGAAGAGGAGUUCGACGAACACUUCAAAGUGACUUGCGAAUACGGUUACGACUUCUGGAAAACCGUCACCUUUCCAUUCCUCGACGUCGAAGUUGCGACGGGGAAUCCUGUUGUGUUCACCCUGCAGCCACCAGAGUGCUACAUGGAAAUCAGAUACGGUUACGGGACCACUGGAACUAGAGUGGCUGGACCAGUCCGUGUCGGCGAUCCUCUGACUCUCAUUAUCUAUAUGCGCAGCAAAUACGAUGGUUUCGACAUCGUCGUGAACGACUGUUACGCCCACAACGGUGGAAACAAGAGGAUUCAGCUGAUUGAUCAAUACGGGUGCCCAGUGGAUGAUAAAUUGAUCAGUAGAUUUCGUGGAUCCUGGUCAGAGAGUGGUCUCUUCGAGACUCAAGUUUUCGCCUAUAUGAAGACGUUCAGGUUCACUGGCUCACCUGCUCUAUACAUCGAGUGCGACGUCAGAAUGUGUCACGGAAGAUGUCCAAGUCAACCGUGUCAUUGGAGGAACGCCAAGAAUGUGGCUAAACGUUCUUUGCCAGAAAUUGGUGGCCCGUCGACGCCAGCGACGAGUUUGUCAGAGAACGUUAAUCUGUUCCAAUCGUUGCGUGUUCUACAAGAAGGCGAGGCAGAUACGGAAUUCUUCCAGAAUUCCACUACAGCUUUCCGAAGUGGACCUAGUGAAUCCACGAACGACAGAGUGUGCCUUAGAUCAACUGUUCUUAGUACGAUCAUAGGAAUCGGUUGUGGCUUCCUCUGUCUAAUGGCAGGGACGAUAUUAGCGAUGUGUUCGAGAAUUCGAAGACAGGCUAGGGAAAAACUUCUAUCUGAUAGCAUAAGUUACAUGACCCAUAAGGGUAGGAUCAACUAAACGCGGCCUCUUUGGACGUAUAAGCGAAUUUCUUCUCUUUUCCUUCUUCUUUGUGGCAACUCCGCCGGUACUAGCUUAUCGAGAGAAUCACCGGGGAAACAUUCUCUGUCGGUAAUGAGACGAAGACGUUUGUAAGAAGCGACGCGAUCGGUAAUGAUGCUAAACACAGGUUCGAUCGAUAAAAAAGGUAUUUUCAAUCGACGGUCGAGAAUACAAAUUGCGAGAUACAAGUAAUACAAAUGUAGCUAAAAAUUGUAUAUUUCGGUAAAGCGUGAGAUACUUAGACGAAUAGCUAGAAAAUAAAAUUAGAAAAGUCAAAGAAUAUAUAUUGUGAUAAAUACGAUUAGGCUUAAA